Messenger RNA from Seminavis robusta, 3939 nucleotides. Lineage: Eukaryota; Bacillariophyta; Bacillariophyceae; Naviculales; Naviculaceae. The record is from the annotation of a GenBank genome assembly.
AUGGCGCACCGCAGCCCAGCAUCGCCGCUCACCUCAACGACGAAUUUUGCGACAGGCAUUGCAGCAACAUUUUGUCACAGUGGUAUAACAGGGAGCAUCGCAUCGCAUCGCAUCCAUCUCUCUCUCGAAUCUCAUUGUCAUUCUUGUUGCCCCCAACGAACGAACCGCAGCAAUUAAUUAACCAUGCAAUGCAUAGAAGUCGAAAUCGCCACUCGCGAGAUGCCUCGCAGUGGUCGUGGCGGCAGCAACAAUGACAGAGAGGACCAUGGAACAACCAGAAGCAGCAGCAGCAGCAGUGAUCGUCCUUAUCUAGAGCAUUUGUCGCCUUCAGAACCACCAGAAAUGCCUCUUGCUUCUUCUGACGCCACCACCACUGCCAAGCCACCAUCGUCGUCAUCAUGUUGUGCGUGUAUACCCAAACAGUGGUCCAAACUGACGAAUGGCAUUCACAAUCGGAUACAAUCGCUCGUGGUCCAGUUGGCGGUACAUGCGGCUCGUCAUCCCAAACGAUACGUUUUCACGAUCCUUCUACUGGCUCCCGCGCUAUUUAUCACGGGGCUAAUGACCAAUUACAAUGUCAACUUUUCUACGACGGCCAUCUUUGCUCCGUUCAACUCCAAAGCCAAAUACCAUUCCGACUGGAUCGACUACGAAUCGGGAUUUCCAGAACCUACGCGACUCUCCCUCAUGAGUAUCCAUGCCGAUGGCAACAAUGUACUGGAUGUCAUGUAUAUGCGACGAGUCUUUGACGCCGUGCAGUACAUGACCGAUACCCCCGAUUACGGCGCGUUUUGUGCCAAGUCGGGUACCGGUAAUAGUACAAACGACAACACGACGAGCCAAUGCAAGAUCACUGGUCUGACGCAAUUCUUUGACCAUAAUGUCACUGAAUUCGAUCAACUCUACGAACACGGGGGCCAAGAGGCCAUCUUACGGCGACUCUACGGCUACGAGAACGAGAACGACGAGAACAACACGACCAGUACGUCAUCGUCCCUCCAAAGAGUGGAACUGGACCUGAUUCUAGGCAAUGCCAUUGUGGGUGUCGACGACGACGAAAACAGCAGCAGCAACAACGACAACAACGCAACUUCCAACAACAGCAGUAGUUUGAUUUCGUCGUUGCAAUCCUACUCCCUCUUUUUCGAGUUGAUCGAUCAAGACGGAGUGUUGGAAUUCGAAGCGCGUCUAUUGGAACGAAUGAAAGCGCUGCAAGAGCAGUGGCUGCAACAAAAACCAACAAACAGCAAUGGCGUUGUCUUGUUGAAGGUCGAAUACGUUGCCAUGCGAUCGUAUUCCGAUGAAAUGGCACGGGCAGUCCAAGAAGAUUUGCCACUCAUACCGCUGGGCUUUGGACUCAUGGCAUCCUUUACCUGUCUCGUCUUUAUCCGAUGCCGAGACCGUGUCCAGUCGCGAUGCUUGUUGGGAAUCGGAUCCGUCUUUACGAUUCUAUUGUCACUGUUGACCAGUUUCGGACUCGUCUUUUGCAUUGGGAUUCCGUAUACCAACAUGACGCAAGUAAUUCCCUUUGUGGUGUUUGGCGUCGGAUUGGACGACACAUUCAUGAUUACUGGUGCCUAUUUUCGAACAGAUCCUCGCAAGGACCCGGCUGAACGGGUCGAGCAGGCCAUGCAAGAAAUCGGAUUGAGUAUCUCCGUCACCACCUUGACCACAAUGCUGGCAUUCCUGAUCGGGUGCAUAUCCACCAUUCCUGCCAUAUUUUGGCUGAAUCUAUACGCUCUUCCUUGUAUUGCCAUUGACUUCUUCUAUCAAAUCACAUUCUUCGUGGCACUCCUUGUCUUGGACGAACGACGAAUUCAAGCGAGGCGCAUGGAUUGCUGUCUUUGCGUUCGUUCAUCAGCAGCUUCUGACGACGGCGCUAGCGACACCGAGACGGAGUGUGACAGCAGGAAUUUCCAAGAUGAAAAGGCUCCCUCGCCAAGGAAGCAGCAGCAUCAACCGAAGCACAACAGCACCAGAGAUAAAUCUGUGCCCGAGCGAUUCAUGGGCUGGUACGCUCGACAUUUAUUGCGUCCUUGGGUGAAGAUCUUUGUCAUUGUAGCAUUCCUGGCCCACGCGGGCUUUUGUGCUUAUUCCACCAGUCUCUUGACACAACACUUUGACUUCGGUGAGCUCCUUCCGGAAGAUUCAUACGCAAGGGGUUUUCUGCACUCCAUUGAGGCAUACACCUCUCGCAUUCUUGGUGUGAGCAUUUAUUUUCGGGGCGACUUUGAUCAACUGGAUCCUGAUAUGCAACAACGCAUGAACGAAUACGUUGAUGAACUCGGUACACUUCCACAGUUUGCCGACGAACCCGUUCUUUGCUGGUUUCGAGACUUGCAAGACUUCCCCAACUCGGAGGUAGCGCAAAGUUUUGGCAUUGACACGGGGUUUUGGAGCACUCUGACGUUGCAAGAGCAGGUCGACAUUGCGUUUUCCUUUUCCGAGGUCAGGGAUGUUUACGGAAGCCAAGUAGUCUUCGACGAGACGGGCAAAAUCUCCGCAUCUUCUUGUUACACGUAUUUGUCGGGUAUCAACCUGAAAGUGGCAAAGGAACAAAUACAGGUAUUGCAAGAUCAAAGAGCCAUUUCCGCUCGUCAGCCAAUCAACGAAGGGACCGAAGACUGGUCGUUCUUCACGUUCAAUUCGGAUUACUUUAUCUGGGAGUUCUAUUCUGCAGUCGUGGAGGAACAACUUUUGACGACCAUUGCUGGCAUUUUGUCGGUCUGUGCUAUUGGCUUCAUUUUCUUCCCCCAUUGGAAGGCUAUCUUAUUUCUCUUCCCGCUGAUGAGUAUGCUCUACAUAUGCCUUCUUGGCACCAUCCAAUACGUUGGGCUGUACAUCAACGCUGUCUCUUGCAUCUGCUUGGUCAUUUCGAUUGGUUUACUUGUCGAUUUUAUCGUGCACAUCCUGUUGAGAUACUUUGAAUCUCACGAAAAGACUCGGGAAGGCAAGGUUCGAGAUACUUUGGAAACAGUGGGUGCUUCGAUCCUUUUGGGUGGCCUGUCAACUUCCCUGAGUGUCCUACCCCUGGCCCUUAGCACCAGUGUCAUCGUGCGCACGGUGUUCAUCUGUUUCUUCGCCAUGAUCACGUUAGGGGUGACGCAUGGUUUGGUUUUUCUUCCCGUUGUGCUUUCCAUCUGGGGCCCACUUGUUGACAACCAUGAUGAUGACAAUGCCUUGCACAGCACCGGUGGCACAGUCGAGUCAUUCGUGGGCACUCCAGACUCGCCCAUGAGUACGAAUACAAGAGACCCAGCUGCUUCUGACACGGAUGAUACAGAUGAGGAUGACAACGACUCUAACGGAUCAAAGCCUCAUAGCCAAAUUUCACUAGCAACGACCGCGCAGUCAUCAGUGCCAUUCCAUGAAGACGACGACGUGUCUCAACAACUUGAAGUGAUUCAUCUUUCACGACGAUACGAGAGCUUCGAGGUGGUAUGGAACAACUUUCCCAGCAUGACAUGAGAAGUGGCAGAUUGAUUGUCGGCAGCAACAAGUGGUAGUUGCCUGCUGCGCAACGAUGAGGAGUCAUGGCCGUUCUCCAUGAUACGGUCGUCUCUAGAGCAACACAGCCUCCGCGAACCUUCAAUCCCUGGGGAGACAGAGAAGAGACGGCAGAACGACCCGAGCUUUCCCUGCUCGGAGAAUCAAUCAAAUAGAACAGUGAAUGGUGCAGGCGAGGCACCACGACGUGGAUACUGCGGUGUGGGUAGCUGGCAAAGACAAUGGCCUGGCUUGAUAGAAGUACGCAAAUAGAACAGUGAAGGACGCAGGCGAGGCACUUACAAUGUGGAUACUGCGGCUCAGGUAGCUGGCAAAGACAACAAACAAGGAAGGGGUUCCAAGCUGGUGACGUUAAGCUGCGUUCGUUGCAACGCUAUAAACAAUUAGUAACCCACUCACACAAACAAGCAAUACGGACGACAGCAACGGGUG